Messenger RNA from Ruditapes philippinarum (Manila clam), 2591 nucleotides. RefSeq lists its product as uncharacterized. Bases 336 to 1766 code for a protein of 476 amino acids. Lineage: Eukaryota; Metazoa; Mollusca; Bivalvia; Venerida; Veneridae. The record is from RefSeq and is a predicted model, not a curated record. The transcript is spliced from 2 exons.
UGUAACAUAUUGUGCUUUAAUUAGAAAUAAAUAUAAUAAAAUGAUAAAAAUCGAUUUUGCUGGAUUUAAGCUUAUUGUCAUUCGAAGUUGUCAUUAGGUUAAUACGUAAAAUUGUGUUUAUUAGUCCAUGAUUAGGACUGUAAUAUUUAGAAGAAUUCAUAUGUAGACAUUUUAUAAUGACGGAAUUUUUUGUAUAAACUAAUUCCUUUUUGCAAGCAUGUUUUAAGCAAACUUCAGGAUAUUAAAUAAAAAAUACCAGUGCUUUUUGUAUAUAUGUCUACAUUUUUAGAUUGAUUUAAAAAAAGUACAUAGAAUCGAUUAAAUUUUUAAACACGAUGAGGAUCAAAUACCGUAGAACAGUGAUAGUAUUUCUAGGAGUACAGACUCUGUUAAUAUGUUAUCAUAUGUUAUCAAGCUCUAAAGAUUCGCUUCCAAAACGCAGUUUAUAUUCAAAGAGUCCGGACAUCUUUCUCCCACAGACACAGUCAUCGGAAAUAACGAAACAGGUCAAUCAAAUUCACACAUUACAAACAAAACAACUAAUGAAAGAAAUGCACGUGACAAAUGGUGAUUGCGUAAAUAUCAUGUACCCGGUCGAGUUACUGAAUGAAGAAUCAUGGAGAGCAGUGGAUGAAAAGAAGAAUGCGUUUGUGUUUUCUGCAUACAUUGUUGAUCAAAGUGGUACAAUCAAAGUGGUUGGUGCAAGCACUUUUAGGAUAGCGAAAAUAUUUUGCCAGUACUGGUUUGUAAUGCCGGCGAAUGAUACAAUUAUAAUGCAUGAAAAACCUGCAAAUAUACACGUCCUUCCUGAGAGCCAUGGGGAAAAAUACUCAGGUGCUAUAUUUAUUUGCCCUGGUAUACCUACCAAUACUCAUUACAUUUCAUUGGUUACAAGUCAAUGUAAGGUGCCACUUCAUCUACUGAAAGUGAAAAAUGGAAUAGUACCACAAAAGUAUCAACGGAAGUUCACGGUCUGUUUGAGACCGCUGCAUUUCCGGUAUGGUAGAGCUUACGAACUCGUUGAGUGGAUAGAAUUUAACAAGAUGCUUGGAGCAGAAAAGAUUGUUGUAUACAAUUACUCUAUCGCAAUGAACAUUGAUCAAGUGCUCAGCAAUUAUGUUGAAGAAGACAUCGUAGAAGUUGUACAAUGGGAUUUACCGAUUAAGAGUUACACAUGGCCGAAAACAUCAGCUCCUGUAGAAAUUCAUUCUAUGGGAACGAUACCAAUGCUUCAGGACUGUCUGUAUCGAAACAGAGCGCAUUCAGAGUUCCUUAUCAAUUGUGAUGUAGAUGAGUUUAUAAUACCACGCUCUGAUAAUACUUAUACAUGGUCUGAACUCUUUACACAGAUUCCGUCGGAAUAUGAUACUUAUAUUUUCCGCAAUACUUUUUUCAGAAAAGAAUGGAACAGUUAUAUUACUGAGUUUCAAAAUAAGCAUAUUUCUCAAAAGUUUAAUAUCAUAUCGUUACAAUAUUUUGAACGUGAAGAUGUCAUUUUUCCUGCUUGGUCAAGGUCAAAGUAUUUUACAAGGACGAUCAAAGAAGACAAAAGUUUGAUGAUUCACGAGGUAUCGGGAAGUCGUUCAUACAUAGUACCUGUAGAAUUAGGUCUACUUCACCAUUACAGAAACUGGCAGAAUUAUAAAGAUACUUCGAGAAGAAUAGUUGACAAGACCGUGUUAAUUAAAUAUGGAGAAAAACUAAUCCACAGAGUCCAGAAGCGCUGGGAAAGGCUAGGAAAUGUAAAACUGGAUAUGCCAAUUUGAAAACAAUAUUUGUGAAUCAAUAAUUGAUUUUUCUUCUAAUCCAAAUAUGUUAGUGUUGAAACUUAUUUCCAAGUUAGAGUUUAACAUUUGUUAAUAAGCCUUUUACGUGUAGACGUCAUUUGACUGAGAUCAAAUUAUGGUCAAAUCUUAUUUCAGUUUUAAACGUAUCUCAACACUCAUGGUGUUGUUAAUGUUUCGUUACAUCAAUACAAAUUUGUCUAUAAAUGUGUACAUUUAAUCAUGAACAAUGCCAAGUGUUCACUGUCAUAUAUCAAUUUGAAGUCAAGUGUUCACUCAAAUUCAAAUGCCCAAAGUCAAUUGUUCGCUAAAAAACUAAUGUCCAUUCAAAGUCAAAAAUUUACUUGAAGUUCACCCGAAAACAAAUAUUCAGUCCAAAUUAAGUGUUCACUCGAAGUGCAUUGAUAUGUCAACAGUUUACUCACAGACAAAUGUUUACUGGGAUCGAAAUUUUCACUCGAAAUCAAAUGUUCACUCGAAGUGUAAUGUUCAUUCAAAGGCAAAUUGUUUACUCGGAGUAAAAUGCUUACUCAUAGACAAAUGUUAAUUCGAAGUCAAAUGUUCACUUAAAGUUAAAUGUUAACUCGAAGUGUAAGGUUAACUAUAUAUAUAUUUUAUUCCUCCAUUUAAUGAAGAGCAGAACAAGCAUACAUAAAUAUCACACAUAUAUACAAAAUUAUGACAAUUCAACAAACAUAAUACAGAAGUAUGUCAACAAACUUGUCAAAUAUUUAUAACAUUUUACUAACUUUUGAAACUACAUAAAUGUAUUUUGAUAACACGUAAACAUAUUUAACAAAUACAAAU